GCAUGUAACAAUUACAGUCACCUGUAAAGAAGAACCAUCAGUCUACGAAAUAUGGGAAUGUUCAUAAACUGCUGAAACAGAUUUGCAUCAUAAUUUGAGAUAAUAUGGAGACAGAAUAAGAGAUGAUGAUCAGAUGAUCUGGAAGCAAACCAUUACAUUUCCACAAUGAUGACAGAUUCAGGUACAUUCCACUGCCAACACUGUAAUAUGACAUUUCGGUCUCUUGAUCUGCUGGACAAACACAAAGAGAAGUUCUGCAUUGGCAGUGAAAUUGGGGACCCUUCUGCACUGAGGCAAAGAGUGAACCUAUCACUUGACAAAGGAGAUGAAUAUAAAGUGAAUACCUUGGAUAUGGAGGCAGGGACAGUUACCAGACGAAGCGAAGUGUUUGAUAAUAUGUUGCAACAUCAGAGACAGAGAAAAGCCAGGAUGAGGCACCUAGAACCAGAUAUUCUAACUGAACGAGAGAUGGACCUCCUGAAGGGCUAUGACCAAGGAGUAUCACUCUCGCGUAGCCAAUCACUAAGGCGGCUUACAAAGGAGUUCCAAAAGCUCAGGAUGUCAAUAGAAGAAAGUUUUCCUAAUGCUGGAUCUUGGCAAACAGAGGGUGAAGGAGACCUUCAGCCCAACAGAGAGCUGGAGUACCAGAAUCGUAUGCGUGAGAUGGUUGCAGCUCAUGAAAGACACUUGGCUGAUAUUCAGGACAGAAAUAGAGACUUGGAACAACAGCGAGAAGAAAUCCGUAGACGUCUAGCAGAGUAUGCCAGUCGGGAUAAGCCCACGACAAACAUUGAACAAAUGCUGCUGGAGCUGAAGGCUCAGGAAGAGAAGAACCAAUUGGCUUUGGAGUCCCUGAGGGAGCAGAUAGAGCUCUUACAGAUGGAUGCUGGGUCUAAGUCAGAGGCUGGUAUCACAACCCAUUCUCCUCAUCUGGUGGAAGAGAAGGAAGAAAAACUUCAAUUUAAUUUUAUCCCAUUUACUAUAGGGAAUGGCUCUUUAGCUUCUGAAAUAAGUGCACUGCGUCUUGCCUAUCUGCAGAAUGGAGGAAAAGACCCAGUCAUACUAGCUCAGAUGCAUGAUCUCCAGUCUGAGGCUCAAACCCUGGAAAUGACCACCCAGAAACCAGGAAGGAAGGAAAAGAAAAGAAAACUUCCUAAUGGAACCUUGGACACAGAGCUGCUAAGGAUGGAACUGGAGAACCAACGUCUUGAAGAUGAAAUCUUGAAACUAAAGCUGCAACGUGAGACCAGGAAGGUGGGGGAUGACUAUCGGGACAAAGAGCUUAUGGACAUGCAGCGAGAACAUAUGAAGCAAAUGGCAGAAAUGCAAGCUGAAAUGGAGAUGUUGAAAAAAGAAGCAGGCGGGAUGUGGCUUCGAAGGGGAAGGUGGUCCCCAAAACUGCAAAGGCCACCACCACCACCACCACCACCACCACCUCCACAACCCCCAAUAUCUCAUCAUUAUCAUCCUGCUAUGCAUCCACCAGCUGGUGGGGAGUAUGCGCCCCCUUUUAUUCCAGGUGCCAUGGAUAGAAUACAGCCUCAUGUGCAGUCCAUGAGCAAACACUUGCUGAACCCUGUAGAUGCACUUGGUCCUUCACCAUAUGACCCCGCGGCUGGAUUUGUGGUAUUCUAUGACUUUAUACUUGGCUUAGAUCCAACUGUUAGCCUUGUCCGUCUUGUUGCUGGUCUGUACAGCAAUGGGCAAGAGAUGGGGAAGCCAACAACACUGCCUGCAGUUUAUUGUGAAAUAGGAAGAACCAUGCCGUACCUCACCGAUUCUUAUAAAGGGAAUAUUGCAAUGCUGUCAGCCAAGCAGCCUGUCCCAAGAGUUCGCCCAUUUCCAUCAAUUUGCUUAGUGAUGGAUCUCCAAGCAGCUGGUGGCUUUGAUUCAUAUGGCCAAGAGAUACAGCGCCUUGUCUCCAGAGGCUGGUCUAAGCUUGACAUCUUUGAUCACAAUAAUCAAGUGAUGAGUGGACGCUGGAAAGUCCCAGUGCGAACACUACCAGUACAACCAGCUCUUUCAAUGGGACAGCUGAAUGGUAUUCCCCAGGUUGGCAAUGCAGAAAUCUACGUGCGGAUUGUCAAUGCCAGAGAUGCUGACAUACAAUCAAUGGCAAACAUUGACCCAAGUGAUGCAUCACUGUACAGUUACCCAUCAAUGAUAACUGGCCAUAUUCUACAUCAGGCUGACAAUGUUCCUACUCAGCGCCCCAUCUAUCGAGCUCCAGCCAAUCAGUAUGUUUCUUUUUCUCAUUACGCUGAGUAUGUAGAUCCUCCCCCAGUCCAAGAGCAUCCUGAUGUUGGCAAAAAUAAUCAAAGACCAUCCAAAGUUGUAGUUCAGAGUAAGAAAGCAGAGACAAUUCAGCUUCAGAUGACACCACCUCAGUCACCAAAACGAGUAGAUAAUUCAGAGAAAAGUGUAGGCUUCAUAGUGGAUCGAGUGAAGGAUGCACCCAGUGGAGAUGGCAGCCUAAGACUGACUGGAUACCAUCAAAGGACUGGAAUGGUAAAUUUUAACCAGAACUUUUUUGGGGUUCGUAACAUUCUUGUAAAACAAGAACACAACCAUGCCUUGCACUUUUUCUUAACAUUUCUUGCAAGAAAAAGGAUUUGA
Protopterus annectens (West African lungfish) is the source of this 2616-nucleotide messenger RNA. It is a transcript of the gene CCDC17, whose product is annotated as coiled-coil domain containing 17. The record is from RefSeq and is a predicted model, not a curated record. The coding region runs from base 166 to 2616 and encodes 816 amino acids. NCBI's taxonomy places the organism in Eukaryota, Metazoa, Chordata, Ceratodontiformes, Protopteridae. The transcript has 16 exons.